Messenger RNA from Eurytemora carolleeae, 1836 nucleotides. Its product is annotated as probable 4-coumarate--CoA ligase 3. Gene Ontology annotation, molecular function: long-chain fatty acid-CoA ligase activity. Bases 91 to 1797 code for a protein of 568 amino acids. Lineage: Eukaryota; Metazoa; Arthropoda; Copepoda; Calanoida; Temoridae. The transcript has 16 exons. Gene Ontology annotation, biological process: fatty-acyl-CoA biosynthetic process; long-chain fatty acid metabolic process. The record is from RefSeq and is a predicted model, not a curated record.
UAUAGGCUAGAACUCAGCUGUUCAUUUGCUCUUAUCAAUAAAUAUUAUUAUUUAUGAUGACGGUUUAGUGGAAACAAGUUGUUUUUCAAAAUGAAGCGUAUUUUGGUUUCUUCUGUCUCCUAUCCAUGGAGGUGUGGCAAAAGAACUCUUGUGACUCUUCCCAGAAUUACAAAAAUCUUCGAUGAGAGAGUUCUUGAUAAUACUCUUCAUCCUCCAUACGAUAUUCAUGUUCCGAAAAUUACGUACACUGAUAUGGUUUGGGAGGGGAUGGAGACUAAAGGACAUUUACCAGCCAUGACAUGUGGUCUUUCAGGCAGAACCUUAAGUCAUGGAGAACUUCAAGAAGAAGCUUUAAGACUUUCCAAAACUUUACAAGGUUUGAAUCAUGUGAAAACCAUCGGCAUCCUUCUCCCAAACUGUGUAGAAUAUCCUGCAAUAAUCUGUGGAUCUCUCCAUGCUGGAGUAACAGUGACAACUCUGAACCCUGCGUAUACUCCAUCCGAGAUAGCUCAUCAGCUUGAGGCUGCCAGGGUUGAUAUUCUCUUCGCAGCGAACAGUCUGCAGGAGAAGGUAUUAUCAACUGUAUCCUUGUACUCUAAACUAAGCAUGGUUGUGUUUGUUGAUGCUGAAAGCCAACUCAAUACAGGAGCACUUAAACUUGAUGAGAAAUCUGUUCCGUACUCCCAGUUUCUCUCCGUAUCUCCUGCUAGGUCAGGAGCUAGGAUUGAUACAGUCAAAGACACUGCAAUCAUGCCUUUUUCAAGCGGUACUACAGGUCCACCAAAGGGAGUUGAAUUAAGCCAACACAACCUUGUUGUUCAAUGCCUAACAAUGGCCGUUGACGGAGAAUCCUUUUAUAGAGCUUUCGGAAAACUUCAGGAUGUUACAGUCGCAGUUCUCCCCAUGUAUCAUAUAUUCGGGUUGGCUGUAACUAUGACUGGAGCACUCUGGGCUGGAUCAAGACAGGUUACACUACCAAGGUUUGACUCUGACCUGUAUAUCCGAUGUUUGGAGAAGUAUUCUCCAACCUAUCUCCACAUGGUUCCUCCAAUAGUUGGAUUCCUAGCAUCCAGUCCUAAGGUUUCUGCAGAACAUCUCAGUUCACUAAGACAGGUGAACUGUGGUGCUGCUCCCUGUGGUUUGACUCUGAUAGAGAAGUUUGCUCUGAAGGCUCCGAGAGUCCUGUUCAGAGAAGGAUGGGGGAUGACGGAGACAACAGGAGCUGCAACAGCAUUCCAUAGGAGUUAUCAGGAGUCAGCUCCUGGCUCUGUGAAUACACUCCUUCCAAAUCUAAGAAUGAGAAUAGUAGAUUCAGAUACAGAUGAAAUAUUAGGUGUGGAUCAGACAGGAGAAUUACAAGUCAAGGGUGAGGGAAUAACGAAAGGAUAUUUCAACAACGAAGAAGCAACAAGAAAAACUUUUUCCCAGGAUGGUUGGAUGAAAACGGGGGAUGUUGGAUACUUUAACAAGGAUGGAAUUAUUUAUAUAUCAGAUAGGAUAAAAGAACUUAUCAAGGUGAAUGGUUUACAAGUAGCUCCAGCAGAACUUGAGAAUACACUCCGUCAAUUAGACGGUGUUGAAGAUGUAGCUGUUGUUGGAGUUCAAGAUGGACGGGCUGGUCAACUUCCUAGAGCUUUUAUUGUCAGAAGCGGAUCUUUGACUGAGGCGGAUGUAAAACAGUGGAUGUCUUUAAAGCUCUCCGCCCACAAGCAACUGAACGGCGGAGUAGUUUUUGUGGAUUCCAUUCCUAAAUCCGCAGCUGGGAAAAUAUUAAGAAAAGAUUUGGUAGGAAAAUAGUAAAAAUAAAUGUAAAAUUUUUCUUAAUAAAAGAUUAAU